This is a messenger RNA of Paramuricea clavata, 1397 nucleotides long. Lineage: Eukaryota; Metazoa; Cnidaria; Anthozoa; Malacalcyonacea; Plexauridae. The record is from the annotation of a GenBank genome assembly.
ACUUAUAUAGCGUUCUUCUAUAAUAUAUUUAAGGGCAAAUAUAAAAAGACCUCCCUCUCCAAUUUUUUAAAUUUUAAACUUUUUUUUAUAUUUUGACAUAAAAUAUAAAAUAUAAACCUCCCGCCUCCUGGGAGUUUUUAAAAUUUAGCGAUGAGAAUCAAGGAAUUUAUUUUAUAUGGCCUUGUAUGCAUACACGAAAAGGCGGAAGUGUAUAGGAAGCAGUCAAGCACAUCAAUUAAAUAUACAGUAAUACAACGAAAUCGAAAGGACACGAAGCUAUAAUAUACCUUGCAGAUUCGACAACAACAUUCGAAUACAAAGUGCUCUGGCAAUGGAAAUCAAAGAUCCAAAAGACGAUGUAAUCGAACUAAAUGUUGGUGGGACAAUAAUGGCGACAAAAAGAUCUACUUUAUGUCAAGUCAAAGAUUCUUUUCUCACUUCAAUGUUUGGUGGUUCUUGGGACGAGACAAAAAUGGCGCGCGACAAAGAUGGUCAUGUGUUUCUGGAUUUCAAUCCAAAAUAUUUUGCUGUUAUUUUGGAUUAUCUCCGCGAGAAAGCUUAUACAACUUCUGAAGCUCCUCUAGCUUUGUCUAGAUUUGCCCCAGAAGAAGUCGAGAGUUUUAUUAAACUCGUUGACUAUCUAGGAUUAAGCUUGAAUGAGAUGCGAAAGCUUCCCACGACCGAAGAAUUCGAAUUACAAUAUGGAGCCGCUAAAGUAGAUGAAAACGGAGCAGUGGCGAUGACAAAAAACAUGGUCCAUUGUAAUAAUGCCGGUGGUGUCUUUGGUAAAAAUAUUUACGAGCGUGGAGUGUUUCGCAUUAAAUUAAACCUUGAGAAAAUGAACUUUUUGGACGGAGAUACCGAAGUUAGGAUUGGUAUGGUCAAAGAAAAGUUAGAAAACGACAAGGAAGAUUAUUUCUCUUCCCCAGUAGCUUUCUGUGGAUGGGGCAUAACGCGGCCAGUACGCGGCAGAGACCAUGAAUUGCUAAAAAGGUACAACAGUGGAAAAAUUGACACUGAAGCUGAUGUAAUAUUGGAGCGAGAAUAUGCUUUCAAAGGAGGCAAGAUGGUUGAACUAAUAUUGAACUGCGAUGCAGCAAAACUAUACCUCAACACUGAAGGCUGUUAUCAAUUUCAUGUUGACCUGCCCAAGUUGACCAGAUAUAGACUAAUGGUUCAGUAUAUAUACGGUGACUUUAAAAUUCGCAUUGUUGAUUUCCAUAACUCAUAAGGAAUAUAUACUAUGAUGGAUAUAGGAGUGUUUUUAUAAUGAUGGCAUUCAAAAUCUGCUUUCUUUAGAAUGCAUUGAAUUUAAAGAGAUUUUAAUUUUUUCCUUCUGUUUUGUUAUUUAUUCUGUUAAUGUAAACUGUAAAUGGAAUAUUUAAGGUAUAGCCAUC